Molecule: messenger RNA, 1351 nt
Organism: Oncorhynchus nerka (sockeye salmon)
Lineage: Eukaryota; Metazoa; Chordata; Actinopteri; Salmoniformes; Salmonidae
Exons: 5
Coding region: 124-744 (206 amino acids)
Molecular function (GO): protein binding
Source: RefSeq, a predicted model, not a curated record
AGGGUGCAGACACAUCAGUGCAUAACUACCUAGUUGUACAUAGAGUACAUAGUUAAUGAGAGACUGGGUUGCUUAGUCAGUUAGUCAGUGUGUAUGACUUAGGUCCUAAGUCAUUCAGUCAGCAUGCAGAGCAACAUCUACAGGCAGCAGAACGAGCACUUUGAAGUCUUUACUACUGUCCUCUCCCCACAAGUUCACCGGGGACGAUGCCAAUUCAGACAGGCAGAGGCUGACCAGAUGGUAGUAAAGCGCAGCUACAAGCCCCACUGGCCAGAUGAGCUGGCGCUGACCCGGGGGGAGUUCAUCCUGGUUCUGUGUAAAGAUGAUGAGGCCCGGUGGUUUGGGCGGCUGCAAAACGGACAGCAGGGAUACUUCCCGGCCUCGCAUGUUGUGGAGCUGAGCCACCAGGACGAUGAGUCAGCUAAAGACGUCCACCGCUUAGCGAGACGGGGUUCAGCUCCGGCCACGUAUGCAGGUGGUACUGGCGCACUCAGGCUGCAGGCCCUCCGCAGAGCCAGCAGAGCAGCGGCGGGAGGGGGGCUGGAGGGGGCCGAGGGGGAGAGAGAGGGCCCCAUCCUGAUACUGAAGUCCCAGAUCUCUCUCCCUAACAGGCUUCCCCAGCCCCUGCCCCAACCCCAGCCACAGGCACACAGCUCCCCAAGCUUCCUCCACAGGAUCCUAUCCAAGCACCGUCGGAGGAGUGAUUGUCAUGGGUCCAGCAACACGGGCUACAUGGCCGACUAAGAUGCUACGAUGGACGGUGGUGUGUGGGGAGAGAAACAGGCACAAGAGGGGAAAGGAGGGAGGAGAGAGGAGGAGAUUGGGUAUAGCGAAAAGUGACUACAUUUUGUGCCCACCCCCAAUGGGGCCAGGUAGGGUUGCCAUAGUUACAUCACUAAUGCUAGUCUAUGACUGAACUGCUGGCUGCAUCAUUGGAGAGCUGGAGUGAGGGUAACUAUUUCCCUGCCUCCUCUGUAAAGUGUUUAAGAAAUAUCAAUGGUGUACCGUAUAUACAUUUUCCGGGAUUAAGAUGUGACAUUAAGCAAGCCGUAAAUUGAAGGGUUGAAUAGGGGGAUCAGAUUUAUGACUAUAUUUUAUGAAGCUAACUGUGUUUACUUCAGCCAAAUAAUGUUCCAUGAGUCUGCUUGAGCUUUCUGUUCCAUGAGUCUGCCUGAGCUUUCUGUUCCAUGUUGUCAUCCAUAUUAGGCUGUAUUCUCUGCAACUACGACGUUCCAGAGCAGCACUAAAUCAUUGAUAUAUUUCCUUUUGACUAUAAAUUGUUCAAUUUAAUUUGUGUUAAACCCAACAUCAGCCAAGAAUGUAUUUUUCAUAAAAAAUAAUCAAACCCGUA